UUAUGGUGCGCCAGGUACGGUACAGUUUUUAUCGAAUCAACACAGAAGAGAAUGAGAAUUAAAUUACAGUGAAUUUCCGGUCAACAUUCCAAACACUUUUGAUACGCCGCUGAGCCGUUCUAGGCCAUACAAUCAUCCUAACCAAGUGUGGCCAACUGUACAUACGAGUCUGCACGUGGUUGGUGUCGUUGAUGCGCCGCACUGCCAAGCAAAGCGUGCGCUCUGCGUUACCUUGCCUGCCUGGUACGGCUGUACCCUGGAUUCUCUGUGCUGCGGACUUGACGAGGAUCCUUCGGCAACAGAGUACACUUUACGGGCUCCACAGCGUUGCUUGUGAGAUUGACAUAACACUUCCUUUUCGUGGUUGUACGUGGUUGGACUACUAGUGCAUCGAAACUAGCUACUACCUAUCGGCCGAAAAGAUGGAUGCUAUCCGCGACAUUCCUAUGGCAGAUUUGUCGCCGUUGCUGAUCUGCCAAAUAUGUCGGGGGUUCCUGAUCGACGCCACUUCUCUUCCCGAAUGUGGCCACGUUUUCUGCAAGACCUGCAUCGUGAAGCACUGCCACCGGAGUACGGUGUGCCCGUUGGAUUCCUGUCGGACUUAUAUUCACGCCCGACCUCUCACGCGUUUAAAGAAGGACACCACACUGCAGACGGUCGUAUACAAGCUCCUUCCCGAAAUCUACCACAGUGAGAUGUCAUGCCGACGGCUAUAUUUCAAGAACAACGCGCACACCUUGAACGGCGUCGACCCGCAGCUACUGGAUUCCGAGGCCCGCGGCCUGGCCGACCAUCCCUCCUGGCUGCCGCACGUCAGCAUCCCGGACGAGAUUGAAGUGCAGCUGGAAUAUAAAUUCACUCUACUGUCUCACCUUCGAUCGAGUUUCCCUCAGAGCCUGUUAAAUAAGGAACGCGAGGCUGAUUCUCGUAUGCUGCGCACCAUGUGCCAUUCUAGUGUCUCCGUCCAGGAACUGCGCCAGUUCAUCGUUGAUAUAAUCCGUAUCCCCCGCGACGUAUCGAUUGUCAUCAUGCAGGGCAACGUGGUCAUGGCGGACGCGCAGACGGUGGCCGAUGUGUGGCGCUUCGACUGCGGAAAACCCGAAAACCAGACUUCCGUCAAACUGCACUAUAUCUUCCUUCCCGCCUCCACAACCCCGUCCUCCCCGGCGGAAAUCCAAGAUUUCAUCUACGGCUGCUUCCGCAAGGAUGUCGUCCUCCAUGUCCCGCUGUCCGGGCGGAUGCGCUGCCCCAAGAAGCGUCCCCAUGACAGCACGAAGCGCAUGACCGCCGAUUUAGUGGAGAAUGCGAAACACGAUGGGGAAUUCGUGUCGGCGACGAGUGCGCUCUCCACGUUGUAGGGUUCCCGCUGUUCUAAUACCUACCUCUUUAAUACAUUGACAGGUUGUGCUCAGUAUGGAGUUUUUUCGGUAUUAAUUUAUUCGUGUUUCUGGAGAUUUCUUCCUCUUCGUUUAACCGUUCUUACUAACUUGGGAACUGUGUAACCCGAAUAUUGGCACGUUCCACAAUUGUCAGGUCCCAGUAUUUCGCUAAUUAAUUUAUGUAGAUUUACUAUGAAUGUGUUUCGGUGUGUUGCUGGUAUUCAUCGGGAGACGCUAAUUUUUUCUCCUUUCUGCCUCUCGGUUCCGUACUGUUCCUGUCCACUGCGGGUGUGUUCGGCAAUAAA
Paramacrobiotus metropolitanus is the source of this 1684-nucleotide messenger RNA. Its product is annotated as polycomb complex protein BMI-1-like. The record is from RefSeq and is a predicted model, not a curated record. The transcript has 11 exons. Gene Ontology annotation, molecular function: promoter-specific chromatin binding. Gene Ontology annotation, biological process: negative regulation of transcription by RNA polymerase II. Gene Ontology annotation, cellular component: PRC1 complex. The coding region runs from base 423 to 1358 and encodes 311 amino acids. NCBI's taxonomy places the organism in Eukaryota, Metazoa, Tardigrada, Eutardigrada, Parachela, Macrobiotidae.